AUGAAUAAGACCUGUCAUGACCCAGAUUUCUCACACGAUGAGAAUGCCGCCUACCGCGCCGAAUUUCUAAACACUGGGAAACCUUCACAAGGCUGUGAAAGAUUGAAUGUAGAAAAAGAACCACAGGCACUCCAUCCAAAUGCAAAAAAUGUCAGGAAAGGACGCAGAGCCUUCGACCCAGAACUACGGAACUUGGUUGCGUAUUUAAAACAACCGGAACCAUUACAAACACGAGAUGGAAGACGCGCAUUUGAAAAGACCUCCCGAGACUCUAACGGUCUUUCGCCCGCCCUGAAAUUGAAUAGUCAUAACACAAAACUGGAGCCUUUCGUUCCCAUCUGGCUUAGAGAUGACCAUGUUCUUUCGCAGGAUCAUUUUCUGGAUCUAUCGCCUGUCGCUCAAGAACUGCCAACAAGUGUUAAUUUACCACCUAUGUUCUGCGAGGAGGGGGCCGAACGAGCAUUAGAUCCGGAUGAUUACGAAGGAAUCUGCCUCGCGGUCCUUCAGGAAGAGUUUUCUAGGGUGGUCGACAAUCAAAUUCCCGUCUUCGAAAAACAACUGGAGUUAGAGGAGAAGAAAAGUAAGCUCUCUUGGUUAGACUAUUGUCUCUAUUGUUGCUGUGGCUUGGACAAAACAGGGUAUUUUACGUUGCUGAGAGAACGAGAAGAGUUUCAAGCUCGACCUUGGCUCAGAUUCGUAGGGCGUAGCGCUGUAGACAGUGAUGACUCAACAGAGAACGACGGAGCUCAUUCUUGGAUAGACGGCUACGAUCCAUGCCAACUUUGA
This is a messenger RNA of Lachancea dasiensis, 786 nucleotides long. The record is from the annotation of a GenBank genome assembly. Lineage: Eukaryota; Fungi; Ascomycota; Saccharomycetes; Saccharomycetales; Saccharomycetaceae.